CUAUUCCUCUGGCCGAGGGCCCGCGGCAAAAAACCAAAUUUUGGCGCAAAAGUAACAGAUUAUCUCAGGGCUUUCGGCACACGCAGUACGCGGAAAUCCUGGGAACGAGGUCGAGGAUGCGUGAGAAACCACGAGGAAUUAUUGUCGUUACAUUGACUAAAUGACUCUUUCGCUGUAUAUUGUUAUAUAGACCUUCGUUCAGCGUAUCCACAGCGUAGAAUCACACAUAUUAAAUAUAUCCACAUGAUGCUACGUGUUUUUCUUCCAAUACUGGUUAUCUUAGGUAAUUUUGCCUCGGCAAAAGAAAACAGUGUAUUCUAUGUUCUGGGAGGUGAUGGUAUAUAUGUGAUAGAUCCAGUCGCAAAACGUCUUGUUGCAAAAAUCACCAACACAACAGCACCGGGGCUGUGUACCAAAAGCAAUAACCGAGUGUCAAGAAACGACUGCUGGUUAAGUGAGGCUUGUGUUGUUGAUGAUGCGGUUUUCGUCGCAGACGCAUCAGGAAAUUCGGUGCACGUGAUUGAUUCCAAGACACGCAAGAAAAUUGAAACUAUUCCGACAGACCCGUUCCCCAUCGGCCUACACUGUCUGCUGUGGCGCAAGGAGGUCUGGGUACACUCAUGGAGUCUUUCCACGUUUGACAUCAUCGCAACAGAAAGUCGUAAUCGCACCCACAAGGCCGUGCGAGCUCAUAUAAAACCAGGUUGGACGCAUGGUUAUAUGGUUGCCGACAAAGAUUUGAACGAAGGAAAGACGGCUUUCGUUACACAUUUUAAAAAUCCCGGAAUCCACGAAUUGAACUUAGAAACGAAGACCUACACGAGUUUUCGUAACUUCUCAAAGUACGGCUGCACAGGAACCAUGGGCAUUGCCUAUAACGCGUACAACAAAUACUUGUUCGUGGAAUGUCAAAAAGGAUAUCGAAGUUUGGCGUUAGUUACACAAGACACUAGCGGGGGCAUUACAAUUAGUUGGAGUAUUCUCGGCGUUCCUUUUGUUUCGCCUAAUGGCCGGUAUGUUGUGAUCCUUCAUCGCAACACGAGUAUAAUGAAUAUUUUUGCCAUCGAAGGAUCCGCAGGAAUUAACAUUAAUGUUUACCCGAGACUUAGUAUCCCCGGUGGUGUAUCCCAUGCGGUUUUCUUCCCCAAGGGUAACACCUCGGAUAGCUACAACGUAUUCGUUACACUUGAUUACUCAAACAAAAUAGCGGUCAUUGACUUGAGUUUAGGAAAAAAAUUAAAUAUCUCUGACGUGAAAUACAUCGAAAACGUCGGCUUCCUCGACUCAACAACACACGGCGCAUCAAGAAACUUGUUUAUCAACAAUAAAUGGAUCAUUUCCCCGGCAACCAGAGACAAGGCGGUGGUGAUUAUUAAUGCAGAGACCCGAAAGAUUCAUGGGAAGAUUAGCGGAGUGAACGAAGGAACCUUUGCAGUCUGGGUUCCAGGGCGACCUCCAGCAACUACACCUCCAGCAACUACACCUUCGGCAACUACACCUCCAGCAACUGCUCCAGGAACGUCUGGUAAAGUUCGCCCGAGCUGUUUGAUUUUUCUUGUGUUUUUGUAUGUUUUUGUGCAGUCUUAAAACGGCUUCAAAAACCUUGAUGUAACACGGACUAUUUUUUCAAAGUAGGAAGAAUGUUAUAAUGUUUUCCGUAGACGUAUAAUCUAAAUUUUUCUGCCCAAAAUUUACACACAGGGUUUUUAACAAACAUUAGCUUAGAUUAGGUGGAAGAUUAGGUCGCGACCGCGAAGCGGGAGUGCGAUUUGUAAUCACGCGUUUGAUUUCACACCACAUUGCACUCCACUCAGUGCAAUUACCAUUAUUAAUCAUAUAUCUUGAAUAUAACGCGUGUAUGCCCGGGUUGAAAUCCUAAGAAUAUUGGAAUUACGUAUCUGUCGCUGUUGUCCAUGGGAAACAUCAUACAUUGUUUUCGACUAUUGUGAGGCCCCUGACUGAGGCACUAUCAAUAUGGCAGACUGUCCAAAUAUUUACUGUGAUAUGUUAAACAUACUUGCAGGAAAGUGUGUCCGGAAUCUACCAGGUAUGUUUGCCAUGUCCAGAAAGUUUCGCAUUGCGGAAUUUGUAUUACAUUCUUUCUUGUUCAGAAAACGAACAUUUUAGUCGCACGAUAUAGUCAGACGUCGGAUCAUUUCGACGUUGAAACAACCACAAUUAUCAACGUUGCAACGUCCGUCACUAUUUACGAAACAUGCAGUAGAAACCAAAGUGAGCAAAA
This is a messenger RNA of Dendronephthya gigantea, 2242 nucleotides long. RefSeq names its product follistatin-related protein 5-like. NCBI's taxonomy places the organism in Eukaryota, Metazoa, Cnidaria, Anthozoa, Malacalcyonacea, Nephtheidae. The record is from RefSeq and is a predicted model, not a curated record. The transcript is spliced from 4 exons. The coding region runs from base 244 to 1587 and encodes 447 amino acids. Gene Ontology annotation, molecular function: protein binding.